AGUAAAUUUCUUUGUUAUAUUUUAUGAUUUGAAGAGAACAUUAGUCAAAGAUCAUUUUUUCAAAAAUUUUCCAUAACUGCUGUUGCUUCAGAAGAGAAAAAUGUCACUCCUUCAGGGCUUGCUCUCUUCUUUCCCUUUGAUUUGAAGCAGGGUCUUGCUUUGCAGUUUAGGGUGGCCUCAAAUAUAAAAUUCUCUUCUCUUAGCCUCUUAAUAUAGGAAUUAAAAGCCCCACACCACAAUAACCACUUUAUCAGGCACACUCAGGAAUCUUAAUACUCCUUAUUUGUAUCUUACCUAGGAAAAAGUGAUGGGAAGACUUUCAUUCUACUUGUGACUAAAAAUAAUUAUGUAUAACUUGCAUUAUUUGCCGUAUUCAUUUUAAUUGACCAAAGAAAAUAUUUAUUGUUUUUAUGUAAAAAAAUUGCAUAGGGUAGUAGAAUGUUCCUUUUUGUUUUAUUUUAACCAGGUUUUUCAUGAGAAUUUUCAAAUUCUCAUGAAAAAGCUGGUUAAAACAAAAGGAAAAACUGUUUUCAAAGUGACAAAAAUGUGGAUUUCCAUGUGUUCAGCUAGAUUCUUCCAGACAGUUGGCUUAGUGUAGUUAUUAUGUAUCCAAUUAAGUUAAAUGCUAAUAUGGUUUCAAAGUCAUAAGAACAUUUCUGUAUUUAUUCUUCUAAGUAUAGAUACUCGGUUUGAGGAGCUAAAAUGUCAUUCAUGUACAUUUUUUACCCUAUUAUUGACUUGAUUUCCCACACAUCUACUAAUUCCUAACAUUUAUUAAUUUUCAUGUAUCAGGGAAUCUUUAUAUAUUAUAAUAAUUACAUAAAAUAAAUGAAAUACAUAAUAAAUACAUGAACUACAUAUUUUAAGUUCUAUUAAUUUAAUUAGAAAGUUUACAUAAAAUUAUGGAUAUUAAGAGAAGACUAAAUGAAGCCAAUGUCUAUGGAGAUGUUAGAAAUCCAUUAACUUUCAUGAAUAAAAUCACAUAAUUAAAGGUUGCUAAUGACUAUAAAGAAGAUAUACUUUCAAGUUCUCAUUAGUGUCUCAGGGGAUUUUCUAAAGAUAAGGAGCAGAAGAUGAGUAUUUCAAGAAAUAGUAUGACUACACAAACACUUAGGGCAGAAGUUUUAAGAACUCAAAUCCAUAACUGAAGUAUUGUGUACAUAAUCAUAAUUCACCAGUAGCCUGAUAUUUCCUUUGUCCCAGAGCUCUCUGCCUUGUCACUCCAAUCUGCAUUCUUUGAUUUCAUUUCCCUUAGAAACAUCCUUUCAGAGAGAGAAGAUGGAUGUCUACAAUCUUACCACAGUGACUCAGUUCAUCCUCAUAGGGCUCUCUGACCUCCCUGAGGUGCGUUACCCCCUCUUCGUGGCCUUUGUCAUCAUCUAUCAGAUCACUUUGCUGGGAAACGGGGCCAUCCUCUUGGCCAUAGUGACUGAGAGAAAGCUUCAAAAUCCCAUGUAUUACCUGUUGGCAAAUCUGUCCUUGCUAGACAUAUUCUGCCCAUCAGCUACUGUCCCCAAGAUGCUCAAGAAUCUCUUGACUGAGGAUCACAGCAUUUCCUUUGUUGGGUGUGCUUUGCAGCUCUAUUUCCUGGUGGCCCUAGCUGGGACUGAAGUUUUCUUGCUGGCUGUGAUGGCUUAUGAUCGGUAUGUGGCCAUAUGCUUCCCUCUGCGUUACUCUCUCAUCAUGACCAAGGUUCGCUGUGUGCAGCUGUUGUUUGGGACCUGGGCAGCUGGGUUUCUCAAUUCAUUCAUGCAUACAAUGGCAACCUUCAGCUUAUCUUUCUGCAAGUCCAACCGAGUUAACCAGUACUACUGUGAUAUCCCACCUGUGGUGGCCCUGUCGUGCUCAUCCACCUUCAUAGCAGAACUGCUGAUUUUAUUGAUGGGCAGUAUCUUUGGGGUUGGUGCUUUUCUAAUUACUUUGAUCUCCUAUAUAUACAUCGUCUCCACCAUCCUAAAGAUCCAGUCAGUGGAAGGGAAGCGCAAAGCUUUCUCCACAUGUGCUUCCCAUCUUCUUGUAGUCUUCUUGUUCUAUGGCACAACAAUAUUUACCUACAUCCGCCCCUCCUCCAGUCAACACUCUCCUGCUAGAGACAGACUCAUCUCUAUGCUGUAUGGUGUCAUUACCCCGAUGUUAAACCCUAUUAUCUACAGCCUGAGAAACACAGAAGUCAAAGCAGCACUCAGAAAAGUUUUACAUCUUAGGAUCUGUUCACAGAAAGCAUGAGAUCUAUUUCCAAUUAAUCUGCCGAAAAGUGAGUAUUUAUGCUUCAAACUGUGAAUCAGAAUAGACAUAAAGCCAGUUAUGGAUUCCAACCUGUCUUGGUGCUCAGAAAAGUGGCAGAAACGAAGACAGGGUUUCAUCACAAGCCCUACCUUACCUCACCUGUGGUAUUGUGAAAAUGUACAGGAGGGGCCCAAGUGCGACGGAUGAGAACCACCUUGGUCUGAUGUACUGCUCCAUUUGAAAGUCAUGGUUGGUGCCAUCUAAGUGGGUUCCUGUGACAAGAAAUUUGAGGACACCCUCCUCCUUCAUUUGCAGGACAUCAUGGGCUCUGUAUAUUGUGUAAGUUUCCCUUUAAGUUUAAGAUUAAGUUUAAAAUUAACUCAAAAAAAUCAGUACCCCUUCUAUAUACAAAUGAUAAAUGGGCCAAGAAAGAAGUCAGAGAAACAUCAUCCUUUACAAUAGCUACAAAUAAUAUAAAAUACCUUGGGGUAGCUCUAACUAAGCAAGUGAAAGACCUGUAUGACAAGAACUUUAUGUCUCUGAAGAAAGAAAUUGAAGAAGAUGUCAGAAAAUGGAAAAAUCUCCUAUGCUCAUGGAUAUGUAGGAUUAACAUAGUAAAAAUGGCAAUCUUACCAAAAGCAAUCUACAUAUUCAAUGCAAUCCCCAUCAAAAUCCUAACACAGUUCUUCACCGAUCUAGAGAGAACAAUAUUCACCAACAGCACAGAAAAUGAGAGCAACAAUUAAUAAAUAGGAUCUCCUGAAACUAAGAAGCUCUGGUAGGGCAAAGGACAGAAUUCUAGAAACUAGACAUCAAAAUACUAAACAACCCAAUUAAAAACUGAGCUAUAGAGCUAAACAGAGAAUUCUAAAGAGAAGAAUCUCAAAUGGCUGAAAGGCAUUUAAGGAACUGCUCAACAUCUUUAGUCAUCAGGGAAAUGCAAAUAA
This is a messenger RNA of Peromyscus eremicus (cactus mouse), 3173 nucleotides long. RefSeq names its product olfactory receptor 5V1-like. The record is from RefSeq and is a predicted model, not a curated record. Gene Ontology annotation, molecular function: olfactory receptor activity; G protein-coupled receptor activity. The coding region runs from base 1279 to 2226 and encodes 315 amino acids. Lineage: Eukaryota; Metazoa; Chordata; Mammalia; Rodentia; Cricetidae. Gene Ontology annotation, cellular component: membrane. Gene Ontology annotation, biological process: G protein-coupled receptor signaling pathway. The transcript is spliced from 3 exons.